UANUUUUUUUUUUUCGCAAUUGAAGAACAGAUGUACAACGAGUUGUUUUCACACAAGCUUUUAUUUUCCACUGGGUCGAUCGUCGCGAGUCAAGCUGGGACCUGAUUGUGUGCAACAACAAAAUUAUUCAUUUAUUUUUGCUUAAAGACGACUCGUCGCCAGCACUGAUUUCCAUUCAAUCUUGCGUCGAGAAUCAACGUUGUUGUAUUAAGCAGCUUGCCGACCACAAGGCGACAGGUCAUUCCAGUAUGGCGAUCGGCGAGCGGGUAGCUUGAAGCCUUAAGUGUUGAAGAACCGAAAACCAACGUUUCAUGAUGGUGAAACAAGGACAGAAACCAGGCCAAAAGACAGGCAUUUCGAUCCAGAACACGAGUACUUUGACUCGAGGACAUAUGAAAAUAAGAGUUUUCACUGGCCUGGCGGGAUCUCUCCAGUCUGUGCAUAGAAAGAAGGCGCAAAAUCUGAACUUGAGCGAUUACAGCAAACCAGGAUCCAAACGGCAUUCCACUCUAAUAACAAACAGUGAGAAUGAGACGUUUACUCGCGUACGCCGAGACCCUAACGGGGUCAAACUGCCCAUGUCACCAAGCGUGGCAAUCAAUCACUACGGAGACAAGAUGACCUCGUUCGAGCAGUCGCAAGAGAUUCGUGAUUUCCCGGACGUAUGGUUUCUUGGUUUGGAGGCGAAGAAGAUUGAAGGUGUCCCUGGCGCGCCUCAGAAUAACGGUUAUGAUGACGAGAAUGGCAGCUAUCUGAAGGCGUUACACGACCACCUAGUGUACAGAUAUGAAGUAUUGGAGGUGCUUGGCAAGGGUUCGUUUGGCCAAGUGGUCAAAGCGCUGGAUCACAAGACUGGACAACAUGUCGCCAUUAAAAUUAUUCGUAACAAAAAGAGAUUUCAUCAGCAAGCUCUAGUGGAGGUUAAAAUUCUAGAACACUUACGUAAAAAGGAUAAGGAAAACAGUUACAAUCUCAUACACAUGAUAGACUAUUUCUACUUCAGGAAUCAUUUGUGCAUUAGCUUCGAACUCAUGGGGAUGAAUUUGUACGAAUUAAUAAAAAAGAACAAUUUCCAAGGAUUUAGUCUCGCGCUUAUAAGAAGGUUUGCUUAUUCGUUACUCCAGUGUCUUAGAGUGUUGUACAAGGAGAAAAUUAUCCACUGCGAUUUAAAACCGGUAAGUGACUUUGGUUAUUUCUUGUUACAGCGAUUUCCAUUAUCCACUGGUGCAAGUGUAAGCUUGUAUGGUGUUUGUAUUUUGUAGUAAAAAAUCCGAGUGCAUGUUAAGUUUGAGUUUCUUGCUUCAGGUAUUCCGUACAACAUGGCCAUUGACAUGUGGAGUUUAGGGUGUAUUCUUGCCGAGCUGUACACGGGAUACCCUUUGUUUCCUGGUGAGAAUGAAGUGGAACAGCUAGCGUGUAUUAUGGAGAUUUUAGGUAAGCCACCUUCAAAUGUACUUGAACCAGCUGGAAGAAAAAGGCUCUUUUUCGAUUCCAAAGGAAACCCGCGCAGCAUGACAAACUCAAAAGGAAGAAAGCGUCAAGUGAACGGCAAAGAACUCAGCGCAGCUCUGAAAACAAACGACGCGUUAUUUGUGGAUUUUAUCAAUCGCUGCCUCGAUUGGGAUCCAGCAACUCGUCUGACUCCUGAUGAAGCCUUCCACCACGAGUGGAUACAGGAGGGACGCCAAAGACAUCGCGGGACAUCCCGCUUAACGUCCCGACACCAGGCUUCUGCGGAUGCGCACAACUCUUCGGAGACGAUAUCCAAAGGAAGUACCACAAUUAUAGCGGAACCCAGCAAAGCGCAUGUUGAGGGCGGCUGGACCAAACGAAGCGCGCGAACGCGGGAAAGAUUGCAGCCAAUAGGAGCUGACGCCACGCACACUGCGCCACACGACAACAACAACAAUGUUACCAAACAACAGCCGGAGACUGGGACUGAGCCCAAGGGGACAGUGGCACCGACUGCCAAGACGAUUUCGUCCGGGGUAGUGAAAGAGAAGGAUAUUGCAGAAGAGAGAACUACGGAGGAAGUGACUGUCACGGAGGGAGGACAGUUCUUGCCUCCGAUCAAAUGAUUCAAUGGAUUUAAAGCGUUUUUAUGGGGUAUGAAGCUGAAAUUCAGUUUAAAAUUAUGAUGUAAACGCGCCACAUUCGAUCUAUCAGAAUUCAAUAUUGGUUCACAAGUCACAAAUCUCCAUUGCCGGCGUUCAAACAAUGAUAGCUCUUACUUCAUAAGUCAUGCUAUAAGCUUUUUCAUACACAAGGUGAAGACAAUUUCCAAUGUGUGAUUCAAUUUUUUUACAUACUAUAAUUUUUCUGUGUAAAAAUCUGUGACCUUUUUACUGUUCAUAGCAUACUGAGCUAUGCACCCUUAACAGUUUAAAUCUAGAGUCUAUGCAAUAUCAGAUUUACAGGUGAUGUUCUCAGAAUCGAUAUACGAUUUUGAUAUUUUGAAUGUGCUGUCGACACUGAUGGUUUUUAUUUCAUAGAAGUAUUUAAUUUUACAUGUAUUUCUAUUCGAACAUGAUAUGUUCAGAUUGUAAAAAGAAAAAUCGACAUUUGUAAAUUAAUCCUCGUUGUGAUAAAAUAUUCCGCAUGAAACAUUUUCUCGCCUUCGACAUAAAAAUUAAAUCGUUGGCAACUCGCCAGCAGGUUAGAAAUCUAACAGAAUCUAAGUUCAUGUACAGAAAAGUUUUACAAUGAAAUAAGCGGUAUUGGUAUUCUAUUUUUACGGCUCAAAUUCCUAGCAGAUUCUUACAGUCAAGGGUUUUUGAAAAUUGUGUCAAAGUAGGCAAAAAAAUAAUUUGCAGUUUUCGUAACCAGAGAAGAGGAUAAAACAUUCGGAUAAAUUUUAUGGUCGGUAGCACGCCGACACGAGCAUAUUGUUUGACGUUUGGCGAAGAGUGCGUUAUUUUUUACGAAACUGACUUUGAAUUUAAGAGUGAAAAAAAAUUGUGAAUUUAAUUUUAAUAUAUGAGUGUUUUGGUUAUUUAUUUUACUAAUUCCUUGAGAGGUGUUUUAAUAUAUUUCAUGAAUUGUUUUUAAAUAUUUUUAUACAGCAUUUAAUGACAGAAAGAAAAUACGAGUGAAUAUUAAGGAGUGAAACCAACGCAGUUUGCAGUCGAAAACACGGUUAUUUUCUAGCCCGGAGAAAACAUCAAAAUGUUUAGGGUUGAAUUGAGAUGUAUUUAAGUGAAUAGGAUCUUCUGGAAAUGAAAUAGCGAAAAUUUCUUGUUGAACUUUCAAGCUCCAAAUGUGAUCAACCAGUCGGUUCUCCCAAUAAUAUCAAAACGAGAUUAAACAGGCAAGUAGGGAGAAUUGAACAAAACGAAGGAUCAUAACAUUUCUCUGACAUUAACAUUUAAACGAAAUCUAAUAAGAAAUGCAAAACAGUAAAAUAGCAUGUUGAUAGUGGAGCUUGAAAGAUUAACAACUACAAACUAAUUCAAAAUUUAUUUAUAAACCGACAGUUAUUUAAUAUUAAGAUUAUAUUUAAACUACGCCAAUGGUUUCCAUGGUUACUUGUGCAUAUGACCCUUUUCAGCGACCAUAUGAAUCUUCUAGUUGUAACAAUUUUCACAACAGACUUUGCAGUGAAAGUUUUUCUAAGGAAAUAAUGUCCUGUCUCAGACAGGAUGAGAUUAAACUGUUAAUAACCGCG
Orbicella faveolata is the source of this 3664-nucleotide messenger RNA. RefSeq names its product dual specificity tyrosine-phosphorylation-regulated kinase 4-like. Lineage: Eukaryota; Metazoa; Cnidaria; Anthozoa; Scleractinia; Merulinidae. Gene Ontology annotation, molecular function: protein serine/threonine kinase activity; ATP binding; protein serine/threonine/tyrosine kinase activity. The record is from RefSeq and is a predicted model, not a curated record. Gene Ontology annotation, biological process: peptidyl-serine phosphorylation; peptidyl-threonine phosphorylation. Gene Ontology annotation, cellular component: nucleus; cytoplasm; cytoskeleton.